AUGUACCCUCAACCUCAACCUCACCCUCAUAUGCUUCCAACACCUCCACCUUCACCCCCUCUCUCCCGCUUCUAUGCCCCGGAAGACCGUCUUGGAUUGCUCCUAGCCAACCGGCUGGAGCUCACCAGCAUCCUCGGAGUGGGCGCCUAUGGUGUUGUUUACACAGCCGUGGACAUCCACACCGACGUGCUCUACGCAGUCAAGGCUCUCAACAAAACUGGGCUGGAUCCCCGCCAGCUCAAGUUCCAGCAGCGUGAAAUCAAGCUCCACCAUAUGGCCAGCCAGCAUCCCAAUGUGGUCUCCCUCGUUCGCAUCAUGGAUUCGGACGACUGCACCUACGUCGUUAUAGAAUUCUGCCCCGAAGGGGAUUUGUUUUCUAGCAUCACCGACAAGAGCCACUUUGUCGGGAAUGAUCCCCUGGUGAAGCGUGUCUUUCUUCAGAUCCUGGAUGCCGUCCAUUACUGCCACUCGCUGGGAAUCUACCACAGGGAUCUCAAGCCGGAGAACAUUCUGGUCACCGACCAGGGAAUGACCGUCAAACUGGCCGACUUCGGCCUUGCCACGACCGACAUGUUCACCUCGGACUUUGGCUGCGGAUCGACAUUCUACAUGUCGCCAGAGUGCCAGCAACCGAACCCUCGCCCGAUGUCGUACUACCAGUCAGCGCCGAACGACGUCUGGAGCUUGGGUGUCAUCCUCGUCAACCUCACUUGCGGCCGAAACCCGUGGAAGCGUGCCUCGAUCGAGGACUCCACCUUCCGCGCCUACCUGAAGGAUCCAUUCUUCCUCAAGUCUAUUCUUCCAUUGUCGGAUGAGAUGGUUUGUAUCCUCAGCCGCAUCUUCGAGCCCAACCCCUCAAAGAGGAUUACCAUCCCGGAGCUGCGCCAAAUCAUUCUGGACUGCCCUCGGUUCACGCUCAACCCCAUGACUCCUUGGGGUUCAACCACUGGACCUCUCGUCAGCUACAUCCACCCCCCACAGGUCGCGCCAAUUGAUAACCUGAACACGCAACCCUCGGCCUGCUCUUCCGAUUCGUCGCAAUACUCUGACGCCUUCUCGGCAGUCUCGGACGCCUCAUCCUACACCGAAGGCUAUUCAGACAUGGACAGCAUGUCCUCGGUACGGCUGGACGACUACAAGGACGACUUCCCAACCGACGCUCUGGCAUGCGGUGAAAUGCCGGAGCCGCUUACAUCACCGGUACCGGUGCCUGUGGCGGGACCUCUCGUGGUCUGUCAGCAACCCUUCGCCUACCCUAUUGCCGUCUGUUAA
Messenger RNA from Aspergillus mulundensis, 1272 nucleotides. RefSeq names its product serine/threonine-protein kinase. Gene Ontology annotation, molecular function: ATP binding; protein serine/threonine kinase activity. Gene Ontology annotation, biological process: intracellular signal transduction; protein phosphorylation. The record is from RefSeq and is a predicted model, not a curated record. The transcript has 2 exons. Bases 1 to 1272 code for a protein of 423 amino acids. NCBI's taxonomy places the organism in Eukaryota, Fungi, Ascomycota, Eurotiomycetes, Eurotiales, Aspergillaceae.